This is a messenger RNA of Pedinophyceae sp. YPF-701, 2091 nucleotides long. NCBI's taxonomy places the organism in Eukaryota, Viridiplantae, Chlorophyta, Pedinophyceae. The record is from the annotation of a GenBank genome assembly.
AUGGACGCGGAGGUGGCACCCCCGCCGACAAAUGUCCAGGUCAUGCGGACGCUCCAGAGCCACAGCGGCACGAACGAGGCGUCCGUGGACACUCCGAAGAAGCGGCGCGAGGGCGUGGCCCCGCACGUCGACGACAGCCCCAUCAAGGGCGUGGCUUCGCCGGAGGUCAACAGCCUCGCCCGCGCAGACGACUCCGGCGCGAGGGCGCACCAGGACGGCGCCGCUGCGGACGCAACGCAGGCUGCGGACGUCGACGAGCCCGCGCAGCGGGACGGCGCGGCGCCUGCGGGCCCCGGCGAACCCGUCCCGGACCCACCCGCCACGGUCGAGCCUCGCACCGAGGAGCACACGGACCAAGAGCCCGCUCCGGCGCCAGAAACGGACGCAGACGCAACAGAGCCCGACGCAGAACCCGAAAAUCCCGCAGCUCCGCGCGACCAGCGCGACGCAGGCACUGAUCGUCCUCCCUCGCCUCCCCCCCCGCCGGCCCCCGCGACGGACGCCGGCGCGAGCAGCGCGCCGCCAACGCAGCCCGCGCCCGCGCCGCCGCCCGUCGACCUCCCGGACUCCCCGGCGUCCCCGCACGCCCCGCCGGCCAACCCCGCGCGCACCGCGACGUCGCCCAGCGCCAACGGGUCGCGUAGCUCGCACGCGUCGCGCGGGGAGGGCCUCGUCUUCCCCGUCCUCGACACCGCGAGGCAGCCGAUCGACGCAGGCGAGCAGCUCGGCCGCUUCAUGCAUUCCCGCGAACCGUCCUUUGACCUGUACACCAGCCCGGAUGGUGCGCGCAGCGCCGCCGCGGGGCCGCCGCCCGCCGCGGACCUCCAGGCGGCCGGGAGCGGCGGCGGCGCGCAGGAGCGUCUGCGCAUCCGCGCGCCGCCGCCGGAGCGCUCCGUGGUGUCGGAGUCGUCGGUGUCGCUCGGGCGGCGGACGCCGCCAGACUACGACCCCGAGGCGGUGGUGGGGACGGGGGGGCUGGAGCCGCCGACGCCCGAGGAGGUGACCGCGCACGCAGAGUACCUCGGGAUGACGCCCGGGGCGGACGCGCCGCUGCUGUGGAUCGCGGAGCAGUCGCUGUGUGCGCCGGUGCCGGCGGGCUGGGAGGUGCUGGAGGAUCACACGGGGAACGCGUAUUUCUUCGAUACGAUCGAGCGGCGGGCGCAGUGGGAGCACCCGCUCGAGGGGGACUACCGGGCGCUGUUCGCGCUGAUGGCGACGGCGCUGCGCGGGGGUGCGACGUGCUCGUACCCUGAGGUAACGUCGGUCGCGCGGCACAUGGGCGUGGACAGCGCGAGCGAGCCGCUCCUGAUGUGGAUCGUCGAGCAGGCCGCGCUGGCGCCGCUCCCGGAGGGCUGGGUCGAGGAGGACGACGGAAAGGGGGGGGCGUUUUUCAGAGACACCCUCACCGGGCACGAGCAGCGCGCGCACCCGCUCGACAGCGUCUUCCGGAUGCUGCUCUUCGUCGAGCGCGACCGUCUCGCGAAGAACGUGUACUCGAUCGUCUGCGCGGGGGGCUCCGGCAGCCCGGACGGCUCGAGCGCAUGCAUGCGGCUGCACGAGGACACCACGGAUGGUCGUGUGUUCUACAUAUACGACUGGGUGACGCGGCAGAAGGUGAAGGAGGAGCGGCCAGAGCCGCCGCCGCCAGAGCCCGACCCGGGGUCGGAAAUCAUCGCGAUCGCGCCGGAGCUCGCGAAGGACGGAAGCGGCGCCGUGUCUCCCGCCGGCGGCAGCGGCCCCGUCGACCCCAUGUCCCCCGGCGUGUCCCCGGUGGGGGGGCGUGUGCCGCUGACGCUGCGUGCGACUCGCGCGGCCGCGAAGCCGUCCCCGGGCGGGCGUGCCGCGGCCCUCGGAGGCACGGUCGGCGGCGUGAAGCGUGGCGGCUGGGGCGUGCGGAAGGGCGAGGAGAAGCCCGAGGCGGCGCUGGCGCGCGCACGUGCGGCGGUGGAUGACGUGCGGCCGGAGGGUUGGAACAAACUCAACCCCCUGGCGCUGACGGUGUUCGCGGCGUACGCGCUCUGGAGCUUCGCGCUGGCCAUUCCGCUGCUGCGGCGCGUGGUGUCGAAGCCCCGGCCCACCGGGCAGCGAUGA